AUGAGUGCAGUGACCAAGGGCGGUAAAAAUUUGUUUCAAUUAUUACGUACUCUUCCUAAUGAAGGUGUUGGAAGCAGAAUUGUUCCAAAUAAGUUUGUCAACAAUCCUACGCUAAAGAACAGCUACUAUGAAGUGACCAAAGUGAAUUUGAAGGAGGAGGGCAAAAACGGCCGAGCUUGGGGUGUCCAAGUCAUGAAAGGACACACUAUGCUGGACGGUAGACCAGUAGAAAUCAAAGGCGGUCUCAAGUACAAAUGGAAGCCAUUCGAUGCAUAA
This is a messenger RNA of Mucor velutinosus, 276 nucleotides long. RefSeq lists its product as uncharacterized. Bases 1 to 276 code for a protein of 91 amino acids. The record is from RefSeq and is a predicted model, not a curated record. Gene Ontology annotation, molecular function: structural constituent of ribosome. NCBI's taxonomy places the organism in Eukaryota, Fungi, Mucoromycota, Mucoromycetes, Mucorales, Mucoraceae. Gene Ontology annotation, cellular component: mitochondrion. The transcript has 4 exons.